CCUAAAAUGAAAUGAUUCCAUUAAAGCAACCAAAGAGGGGAUGGUUGUCUCAGAUGAACAAACCCUAAGAUUAAUUAAUUAAACCUCUAGUACUAAUCCUAAUACCAGUAUCAUUUUGUGAGAUCAAAUCAAAUCAAAUCAAAUCAUGGAGGAGCAAUUAAGUACCACAAACAGUUUAGAAGACGACAUUCAACCUUCUGCUGAGCUCAUUAUCUUUCAAGUUUCUGAAUGUUACGUUUAUUUGAUACCUCCUAGGAAGACUGCCGCAUCUUACAGGGCUGAUGAGUGGGAUAUAAACAAAUGGAAUUGGGAGGGAACAAUGAAAGUAGUGAGCAAGGGUGAAGAGUGUAUUAUCAGACUUUUAGAUAAGACAACAGGUGAACUCUAUGCCCGGGCAUUUCUAAGAGAUGGAGAGCCUCAUCCUGUGGAGCCUGUAAUUGAUAGCAGCCGGUAUUUUGUUCUACGUGUUGAAGAGAACAUCGGUGGUCGUCUUCGCCAUGCUUUUAUUGGUAUAGGAUUUCGAGAAAGACCUCAAGCUUAUGAUUUCCAAGCUGCUCUUCAUGAUCAUAUGAAGUACCUUAAUAAGAAGAAAACUGCCGAAGAGAUGGACCAGCAGUUCCAGCAAACUUCUUCUGUUGAUUACAGUUUAAAAGAUGGAGAGACUUUAGUGCUUCAACUAAAAAACAGAGGCAAUCGGAGCGUGAGAUCCAAGAUCUUCGAGCAGGGAUUGAAUAAUCCCACAGAUCAAAAAGAGAAGGGUAAGGAUGUUGCAAUUACUAGUAUACUCCCACCUCCGCCUCCAUCGCCACUUUCACCACCAGUAAAUGCCGUGAACAGCCCUCUAGAAUCGCCCUCAAAGUUGUCCCUUGAUGGAAGUCCAAAACAGAACUCCCCAAGCACUUUUGACAAGCUGUCACGUGAACCUCUUUCUGUUGAAAAACAGGCUGCUCAAGAUGUACCUGACGAUGAUUUUGGUGAUUUUCAAGCAGCAUAGUGCUAUGUAAGGUUCUCAAUGAUUUUCUUAUUAUCUUAUCAUGGAACAGUUGGUAAAUAUGAGUUGUCUAUUAUAUAUCAUCAUUUAAGUUUUUUUUCC
Molecule: messenger RNA, 1093 nt
Organism: Erigeron canadensis
Lineage: Eukaryota; Viridiplantae; Streptophyta; Magnoliopsida; Asterales; Asteraceae
Exons: 8
Coding region: 146-994 (282 amino acids)
Biological process (GO): endocytosis
Cellular component (GO): membrane; clathrin vesicle coat
Source: RefSeq, a predicted model, not a curated record